UGGAGUACAACAACAACAACAUUGAAUGUUAGGAACGAAAACAACCGAAUCCAGGUAGCGUUGUCAGACUAGAAUUAUUGGAAUUCGAUCAUGGAUGAUAUUUGGUUGUAUUGCGGUCAGUAUGUAAGCAUUUGUUAGCGUUUAAUCUACUUUUAAAUCCCCUUAGCAACGGUGCUUGGAUACCGAUUGACUAGUGGAGUCGGGAAGCGCGCGCCCAUUGGCGCAAAAAGAAGAAGCUGUCGCAUCAGAUGUGCUGCUCAACGGGCGGAUGUCUGCCGAGCUGUUUGACAAUGAGGACACGAGCGCCUCUUUUGGAACAACAACAGCAAGCCAAGCGGACAAAGCGGGAAGUUUCCAAAGUGGUUCCCACAACAAUGGCAAGCUGAAGACCAGUGUUCCGCAUUCGCAGCUCCAAUUCCAGGCUAGCGCUUUGGCUCCGGCCCUCGCCCUGUCGCCCGCGAACGCUGCCGAAGACGCCAGUGUGGCAGACGACUCUCUAUUCCAAAAAAGCCAUGUUGAAUUUCUGCCUUUACGCGCAAGUCCCGACUUUUCUGCGGCGCACGAGUCCGAUGAGGGCUCCUUGUCUCAGCACCCUCUGGCCCAGGAGACCUCCGAUGGCGAGAGCGCUCUCGCGCCGGGCGAUGAUGUAGACGCAGUCGCUCAGGCCGCCGACGUCACUCACGUCACCUUGGGUUCUCGCAGUACGCAACCCGACGCCGCCAGCGAGCUGUUGUACCGAAAGCUGCUGUCUCAGAGCAACAAGUCCACCCCGCAAACGUCCAAAGGCGGAACCAGCGUCCCGGGAUCCGAGUGUGACGCCGCCGAGCAGUCCUACCUGGGUUUCCUGCCGCACUCCCGGCCCGCGUCGGCGGCUCCGACCAAGUCUGCCGUCAAGUCGGGGAGACUCUCCGUCAUCCCCUCCAGCUACCAGAAUUCCCAACAAGUUCCAUUCCAUGCCGACCCUUCCAGCGACGUGUCGGCGGAUUCCAAGAUGGCCGCCUCCUCUUCUGCUGUCCGUUUGGAGGUCGACAACGACGCCCCCUACUGGACCUCCCAGCACACCACGUCGUCCAAGCAGGUGGACCUCAACAUCGAGGACAGGAUUCCAUUGUAUCUCCAAAACCUCGGCAUUGACCAGUCGCCGGCCGACAUCUUGACCCCGUUUGCGCCCAGGGGACCCAUCAGGGAGCCGGAAUUCUCGCCCACCGAUCUCAGCACUGUCAAGGAUUCUGCGGGAGGGACGCCCAUGAAGAGCAUCGCGUCAUCGGAAGCCGGCAGCCCCCCCAAAGUCGAGCCUUCGGACUGCAACACGUUGUCAGCUUUCGGCCAUCGAGACCCUCGUCCCACCGUCCACGAUCCCCGCUCGGAAGGUCCCGCUGGCCCGGGGGGUGCCGGCUCAUCGGCGAAGCUCAGCGUCGCGCCGCCCGUCGUCAGGAACCGGGACACGGAUCGGCUUCGCCGGGCCGAGCCGGAAGGCUGCAGCACCGCCCCUCGGUCGCCGCCGGCCGUCGGAGCGCCACCGACCGCGGACGACCGGGACCCCGCCUCGUUCGCUAGCCCGGCGCCCCACGCGGCGGCCGGUCUCGGUCCACUUCCGGAAGACCCGGAGGAUCAAGCCUCCGUGAGCGACGGCAGCGCUCAGAGUUCGCUGACCGUCAGAGUGGCCGAGUUGCUGCGGGACGGAUCGCCGGCCGCCGGCGUCUCGGACCGCGAGGACCCCAAACACAAAAAGCGCUUCGUCCUGGAAUUGUCGGAGGGCCGUUUUGACUCGCUGGAGUUGGACAAAGAGGAUCGGCGGCGCAUCGAAGAGAUCAAGGCCGCCAUGCUCUCCAACAACUUUGUCACGAGCGAGAGCAGCACAGACACGGAGAGCACGGCGGCGGCGUCCGGCGUGGCGGCGCCGGCGACGCCACCCCCCCUUUCGGCCCCGGCGUCCGCGUGGAUGCCCCUCCUUCCGGAAGCCGAGCCCGCCCGCCCGGAGGCCGCCCUGCGGGAGAUCGCCGACGUCAAGGCGCACACGUCCAUCACGAUCGCCGCCCGUAAGCGGCCCGCCGCCCCCUGCCCGCCGCCGCCGGACUCCCACCCGCCUGCGGGGAUCGGCGCGGACCGGACGCCGUCCUGGCCGGAAGAGGCGAGCGCCGACGCCAUGGAGGCGGAGGCCAGCGCCGAGGUGGAGGCGAGCGCCGGGCCGGAGGAGCUGGAGGGGGAAGCGUCCCGCCGGCGUCACGCGGCGGAGGACACCACCCUCCCGUUUGGUCACGUGUCGCGCGCCCACCUCACCCUUUCGCCAAAACCUCCCGAACAGCCCCCCCGCCCCCGCCCCGCCUCCUCCUCCUCCUCCUCUUUGUCGGCGGGGGCCCCCGGCGACAGAUUUGUCCCGCUCAGGCGCUCCUCGCCCGCCGUCAGCAGCGCGGAUGAGGGCGUGGGCCUCUGCGGCCCCCCGCCCAAGCGGGACGAGCGCAGACAGCCGACAUCUGCUCGACCUGCGCCUGCUCCUGCUCCUCCUCCUCCUCAUUAUCUUCAUCAAUUGUCCGUCGCAGGCAACGCCAUGAGGAGCUACACGCCGGAAACGCCAGUGCGGGACGAGUGCGUCCCUCGCGCGGCGGCGGCCGGCCUGCGUCCUUACAAGCCUCGCGGCGCCAACGAAGUCUUCUUCAUGCCUCACGUCGAAGCCGACGCGUCCUCCUCGUGCACCACCAUGGAGAGCUCGCACACGGGUUUGGACGACGCCGUGCCGCCGCUGUUCAGCGCCGAGGUUCUGGGCCGGCAGGAUCCGGGCCUGGACCGCGGCGUCGCCAUCAAGCACGCCGAGGGCAUCUACAGCAAGAGGCGCUCGCACGCGCCGCCGCUGCUGCUCCCAGAUCGACGCUUUCCUCAUGCGGGUCAGCACGAAGCCCCCACAAUGGAGCGCUUGGGAGCGGCGGGCGCGGCGCCGCAGGACGGCAACCGUUUGCCCCCGGGGCUCGCCAGCAGGGAGGCGUGGCUCCUGGAGCAGCUGCAGCGCCUGUCUGAUCUCAUCCUCACCACCGGGGGCGCCGACGUGCCGCCCUCGCGGACGCCGUACGGCGAGUCGGAGCCGCCAAAGGCGUGGCCGCGGCAGGCGCCCGCCCCCUGCGGCCUUUGUCCGGCCGACAGAGACGAGUCCAGCACCACCACGUCCACGCUGGACACGGACCGCCUCGUGCGGGUCUUCGGUGCUCACCGCAUCCAAAGCGCCAAGACCCCCCAAAGCUUUCAAAAGAUCUCCAAGUCUUCGUCCCGCCUCCACAAACUCUACGACCACGUGGCCAAGCAACGGGAGCAGUGGGAGGGGCGGGGCUUCGACGCCGCGCUCUCCGAAACCACGGCCACCGAGGCGUCCAACGUGACUGGCGAGUCGUCGUCGACGGGCUCCUUCGCCAAGACGCCUCAGCACACCCCCUCCAAGAAGAUCCUUAGCAGAGGCGUCCAAGCAGGUGACGUUGAGUUUGUAUGCAACGCGACGCGCCUUUGCACACGAGACGUGGGAACCAUGUUCCCGCCCCCGGGACGAGCGCGAAGAAGCGCGCCCAAAGGUCACGUGACCUCCCUCAAGCACAAGAAGACCCGAACGCCGCCCAGCUUGCCCAAAGCAGUGUGGUGGUUCAUCCCGCUGGACGAGUCGUCCAAGGAGAACCGUCCCGAGGAGCAAGACGAACCCGGCGAGGUGGAGGCGGCGCAACCCGAUCCCAGUACCGUUUGGUACGACACCGCGGCCAAAACGCCAAGAGAACCUCUCAGGCCGCGACAACAAUUUGAUGACGACGACGAUGACGUCGCCCAUCCCGGAUCCUCCGCAAGCUGCCACCAAAUCACGUCUCUGCAGGAAGCUCUCGCCACGCGACGACCAGACUUCAUCUCGCUUUCGCGUCAGCGCGUACAAAUCUUGAGUGGGCGAAAGAUCAACGCGGCGCUGCCAGGCAGCGGCAUGCCGAGGAGGGCGGUGCCCAGGAAGGAAAUGAAGCAGCGUACCAAACAGCUGUACGAAGGACUUCCGGAGGUUCUCCGCAAGUUGGAGAUGGAGCGAAGGGACACGCAACUGCGAUUAAACAGACUCAACCUGCAGAUCUUCAACAAGAAAAUCACCAAACGUCGCCUGGAGAACUGCAAGGCUGUCCAGUAUGAAAACUUCUGGUGAUUUUGGCCAAUGGAUUUUUAAAAACAUGUGACACUGUCAUCCCCCCCCAAAUUUUUUUUUAGCAUUUAUAAUAAAAAAAUUCACUUUGAAGAAAGGCUGAGGGUUGACUAGCCACACUUUAUUGAUCAGCGUCUCGCACACGACACGUACAGAAAACCGCAACAUGAAAAGCAUCACAUUUAAAACAACAAAA
This is a messenger RNA of Hippocampus zosterae (dwarf seahorse), 4349 nucleotides long. RefSeq names its product ALMS1 centrosome and basal body associated protein (gene alms1). The coding region runs from base 269 to 4156 and encodes 1295 amino acids. Gene Ontology annotation, cellular component: centriole; centrosome; cytosol. Gene Ontology annotation, biological process: regulation of centriole replication. NCBI's taxonomy places the organism in Eukaryota, Metazoa, Chordata, Actinopteri, Syngnathiformes, Syngnathidae. The transcript is spliced from 22 exons. The record is from RefSeq and is a predicted model, not a curated record.